Callithrix jacchus (white-tufted-ear marmoset) is the source of this 2601-nucleotide messenger RNA. RefSeq names its product dynein cytoplasmic 1 light intermediate chain 1 (gene DYNC1LI1). Gene Ontology annotation, molecular function: dynein heavy chain binding. Lineage: Eukaryota; Metazoa; Chordata; Mammalia; Primates; Cebidae. Gene Ontology annotation, cellular component: centrosome; cytoplasmic dynein complex. The record is from RefSeq and is a predicted model, not a curated record. Gene Ontology annotation, biological process: microtubule cytoskeleton organization; microtubule-based movement.
GCGCACGCGCAGCCCCUCCGAGCUGGCCAGACAGCUGCGCACGCGCAGUCCAUCCUCACUCUCUUCGUCAGUCCCGGCCCAGCCCGGGGCCCCGCCCCCGCAGGCCCUGCCCCGCUCCCGUGCGCAUAACGUCCCAUAUCCGGGUUCCCGCCGCCUCCACCUCUGCCGCUUCAGUCGCUUCGCACAUUUAGUCUUGCUGGGAGUGGUGUGAUUCCCGACCAAGAUGGCGGCCGUGGGGCGAGUCGGCUCCUUCGGUUCUUCUCCGCCAGGAUUAGGCUCGACUUACACGGGCGGCCCCUUGGCCAACGAGAUAGCGUCAGGCAACGGUGGCGCCGCGGCAGGGGACGACGAGGACGGGCAGAACCUUUGGUCCUGCAUCCUCAGCGAGGUCUCCACCCGCUCGCGCUCCAAGCUCCCUGCGGGGAAGAACGUGCUGCUGCUGGGUGAAGAUGGAGCUGGAAAAACAAGCUUAAUAAGAAAAAUUCAGGGAAUAGAGGAGUAUAAGAAAGGAAGAGGAUUGGAAUAUUUGUACUUAAAUGUUCAUGAUGAAGACAGAGAUGAUCAAACAAGAUGUAAUGUAUGGAUCUUAGAUGGAGACCUAUAUCACAAAGGCCUCCUUAAAUUUUCACUGGAUGUCAUAUCUCUGAAGGAUACUCUAGUUAUGCUGGUUGUUGACAUGUCAAAGCCUUGGACUGCUUUGGAUUCUUUACAAAAAUGGGCAAGUGUUGUUAGAGAACAUGUUGACAAACUGAAAAUUCCUCCUGAAGAAAUGAAACAAAUGGAACAAAAGUUGAUUAGAGACUUCCAAGAAUAUGUAGAGCCAGGAGAAGACUUCCCGGCGUCUCCCCAGAGAAGAAAUACUACAUCACAAGAAGACAAAGAUGACAGUGUAGUUUUACCUCUGGGUGCAGAUACACUUACACAUAACUUGGGCAUUCCAGUACUAGUAGUUUGCACAAAGUGUGAUGCUAUUAGUGUAUUGGAGAAAGAACAUGACUACAGAGAUGAACAUUUUGAUUUUAUUCAGUCACAUAUCCGGAAGUUUUGUUUACAGUAUGGUGCAGCACUUAUUUACACUUCAGUAAAAGAGAACAAAAAUAUAGACUUAGUAUAUAAAUACAUCGUUCAGAAACUAUAUGGAUUUCCCUAUAAGAUUCCUGCUGUUGUUGUGGAAAAGGAUGCAGUAUUUAUUCCAGCAGGGUGGGAUAAUGAUAAGAAAAUAGGAAUAUUACAUGAAAAUUUUCAGACAUUAAAAGCAGAAGAUAAUUUUGAAGACAUCAUAACUAAACCACCUGUUCGAAAGUUUGUACAUGAGAAAGAAAUUAUGGCAGAAGAUGAUCAAGUGUUUCUUAUGAAGCUACAGUCCCUUUUAGCCAAGCAACCACCAACUGCAGCUGGAAGGCCUGUGGAUGCCUCACCAAGAGUUCCAGGAGGCUCCCCUCGAACCCCAAAUAGAUCUGUGUCAUCCAAUGUUGCCAGCGUGUCACCCAUCCCUGCUGGGUCAAAAAAAAUUGAUCCAAACAUGAAAGCUGGAGCUACAAGUGAAGGCGUCCUGGCAAAUUUCUUCAACAGUUUAUUGAGUAAAAAGACUGGCUCUCCAGGAGGCCCUGGUGUGAGUGGUGGUAGCCCUGCAGGUGGGGCUGGAGGUGGAAGCAGUUGUUUACCACCAUCUGCCAAAAAGUCAGGCCAGAAGCCUGUCUUAGAUGUUCAUGCAGAACUAGACAGAAUCACACGAAAACCAGUUACAGUUUCUCCCACAACACCUACAUCUCCUACGGAAGGAGAAGCUUCUUGAAGAUACCAAAUAAAGCCAUUUAUUCAGUUUUCUGGGAUAAUGUAAACAUGCCUCUGCCUUUUCCUUCAAAAAUGGAAUUAGAAAGCUGGAGUGCUUCUUCAGAUGGACUAAAUGUAUGUCUUGUGUGUGUGUGUGUGUGGUUGCCCGUUUUUUAUAAGGCGCUAUACAGAAGAAAAAUUACUCUACGUUAUGUAGGAUUGCUAUUUGCAUUGCUAUUUUGCAUAAGGAAGUAAUUUUUGAUUUUGAAAAUCUCAAAACUUUCAGAUCGGAAAUACAACCAUGUGAUCGAUCAUAUUCUAAAGGCUAUUUAAAACAUGUAGAAGAGUUUAGGAGAAGGGCAGAAAACAUGCAGAUUGGGCAUUUGACUGACUUGUAAGUCUAAGCUUAUUUUAGUUAUAACUAUUAAAAUCAUUUUUAAAAAUUUGUCAGUUCUGCUGACAGAAAAAAAUUGUCAGAUUUUGCACACCAACAUAAAUGUACCACCACACACAGAAAUGCUGAGAGAACUGUCAGACAGCAUUUGACACACUAGUCAUUGUCUCAAUCACUGAUCUGUAAGUUGUCAUCAAAAUAUGAUUUAGAAAUAUUGGUCAAGGUGUUUCUUUAACUGAGAAGAAAAGAAAGCACACUGCCUAAAUGUGUAAAAGAAAAAUGCAGAGGUUAUUAAAAUGUAAAGAGGUAACAAUCUUUGGAUUUGUCUAUACAUAUAUAUAUAUUUGGCUUUGCCUUAAUAUACCCCUUUUUUGUUUGUGACUUUGAACUGUAAUCAGUUAAUAAAGUAUUUAUUCUCUGCAUUCAGGUUCAAA